Gossypium raimondii (Peruvian cotton) is the source of this 1889-nucleotide messenger RNA. RefSeq lists its product as hypothetical. The record is from RefSeq and is a predicted model, not a curated record. Bases 220 to 1569 code for a protein of 449 amino acids. The transcript is spliced from 15 exons. Lineage: Eukaryota; Viridiplantae; Streptophyta; Magnoliopsida; Malvales; Malvaceae.
UUAAUUAACGGUUUUUUGGAGUUUUGGACAGCUUUUUAUUUUAAUUCAAACAGAAAAUUAAUAAAGAAAAACGAAGCGAAGCACCAGAGAUGCUGAUUGCUGAGAUGACAAAGACGCGGUGGAUGCCCGUGAGGUAGACAGUAGCAGAAUUUUAACGCAAGGGAAGGACGUUCGAAGCUUGGAACCUUUGAAAUCCAAAAGGAAAAUAAAAAAAGAAAAAUGGGAGAGUAUGAGAAGAUGAACAACAAUAACAACAAGGGGAAGGGAAUUGCAGUGAAAAUAAGAGUUGAUAACAAUCAAAGCGACACAGGUAAAGGCGACGACAGGAUUACGAGAUCUAUCGCCACCGCCAAAUUCAGUCCCCGCAACGCUUCAUCCAAAUAUGACUUCGUCAAGGUGAAGGUCUGGUUGGGUGAUAAUGCCGAUCAUUAUUAUGUUUUAUCCAGGUUUUUGCUUAGCAGAAUGUUAACCGUCACGAAGAUUCCGAAUCAUGUUGCAGUUAAAAUCUCUCUUGAGCUCAAGAAGCUGCUUAUAGACAACAGCCUUUUGGAUAUCUCGCAGUCCGAUUUAGAGGCUAAUCUUUUUAAGCUGAUGGAGUGGCGAGGUUAUGGACAGGAGUACAUAAGCCGGUACAAGAUGAUGACCAGAUUUCACCAUCAGAGAGUUCCUUUGGUAAUUCUUGUUUGUGGAACUGCUUGUGUUGGGAAGUCUACUAUAGCUACACAACUUGCACAGAGGCUAAACUUGCCAAAUGUCUUACAGACAGAUAUGGUUUAUGAAUUGCUACGCACGGCAACCGAUGCACCGUUAGCAUCUACUCCUGUAUGGGCGCGGGAUUUUAGCUCCUCUGAGGAGUUAAUUAUUGAAUUUUGUCGUGAAUGCAGGAUAGUUCGCAAAGGGUUGAACGGGGAUCUAAAAAAGGCAAUGAAAGAUGGAAAGCCAGUAAUAAUCGAGGGAAUACAUCUGGACCCAAGCAUCUAUUUAAUGAAUGACGAGCUUAAAGCUCCAACCUCUGUAGAUGGACCAUCCCAGCAGUCCGUGGCAUCGGAUGAUAAUUCUUCAGUUCAAAAGGAAAAUAAUUUUAUUACUACAUCUCAAAGUAACACAGAAAAUGGUAAAAACCAUCCUGUGCGUUUAUCUGAAGGCGUGUCAGCCGACAAUGUGAACAAAGUGUCGGAAUCUGUAAAGUCCAUGUCUCUAGAAACUGCUUCUGACAAUAAAGGUGAAACUGUUAAGGUACCAGAAGUAAAUGGAAGUACUGCUAGAAAAGAAAAAUCUGGCCCUAAACCAAUAAUAAUACCCAUAGUUCUGAAGAUGUCUGAAUUUGAUCACAAGGCAUUACUUGAGGAGAGGAUCACUACUCAGGCAUUAGCUGGUAAAUGUCUAGUUCAGGAUACAGAUAACUUAAUAACGAACUUGAAGACUAUUCAAAACUAUCUUUGCUCUUUCAAGUCACAGGGUUUAACAGUUGUCAAUUUAUCUGCGACUACAUUUUCACAGACAUUAGAUUGGCUACAUGGAUAUAUUCUUCAGAGCUGGGAUGAAGGAAUGAAAUAUUAUGGAUCCUGAAAGCAACUCCAUGGAUUAAGCAAACUGCUUAACAUUUUCAGCUCCAUUGUUAAAAGUUAUGCUAAGGCCAAAUUAUUGCAAAUACUUGGGACUGAAAUUUCCUGGAAAAUGGAGUGAUGGAAAACAUUGUCGCCCCCACAACAAAUUCGUUGCAGGCAAACCAAAUUCUCAAUCUCUUGUUCAAUCAAAGCCUUUAUCGCACUUAUGCUUUAUGUUUUCUUUUUUCUUUGAGGAUUAACAAAACUCAAAACUGAGCUAGUCGGGUUCAGAACAUUGUCAUCUUAAAUCUACUAAAGAACUUGUAUAGUGUACUUGAAUCA